Vombatus ursinus (common wombat) is the source of this 5276-nucleotide messenger RNA. It is a transcript of the gene WDR37, whose product is annotated as WD repeat domain 37. Lineage: Eukaryota; Metazoa; Chordata; Mammalia; Diprotodontia; Vombatidae. The record is from RefSeq and is a predicted model, not a curated record. The transcript is spliced from 14 exons. The coding region runs from base 455 to 1945 and encodes 496 amino acids. Gene Ontology annotation, cellular component: preribosome, large subunit precursor. Gene Ontology annotation, molecular function: protein binding.
CAGCAAUUUAGGUCCCACCUUUCACUGAGAACAGCUGAUUUUGCCUUUUCUUUCUAGCCAAUGGUGAUCAAAUCUUUCAGAAAGGAAACUAGAUGAGUCAUCUUCUGCAGAUAAGCUGAAAUAUUAAUAGUUCUAUCUCCAGAAGUCCUCAAUGCAGCCAAAUCACACAGCACGCCUACUCAUCUCUAUCAUUGGAGAGGUUCAUGGCAAAGAAAUCCCUUCAAAACAGCUUGGAUCUUAAAGCUUCAGAAACCGAUUAAACAGCUAUGAACAGUACAAUUGAACCUGAAUAUUAAGUCGCCCCCCCACCCUCCUUUUCCCUCUAACCAGUUCUUCACGGAUUGUGGUCAUUUUGUUAGACAGAUGGACUUGAAACCUGCUUGAUCUUGGAACAUCACUUGAACAGUCACUGCACAUAUUGCAGGAGAAACCAGGACAUUAUUUUCUAGAAGUAAUGCCCACAGAAAGCGGAAGUUGUGCAACUGCUCGCCAGGCAAAGCAGAAGCGCAAAUCACAUAGUCUUUCUAUAAGAAGAACUAACAGUUCAGAACAAGAAAGGACAGGACUUCCAAGAGAAAUGUUGGAAGGACAAGAUUCUAAACUCCCCUCUUCAGUUCGGAACACACUUCUGGAGCUUUUUGGUCAAAUAGAAAGAGAGUUUGAAAAUCUUUAUAUUGAAAAUUUAGAAUUGCGGAGAGAAAUCGAUACCCUUAAUGAGCGUCUUGCUGCUGAAGGACAAACAAUUGAUGGGGCAGAACUGAGUAAGGGUCAGCUGAAAACAAAAGCCAGUCAUAGUACCAGUCAGCUUUCUCAGAAAUUAAAGACCACUUACAAAGCUUCUACUAGCAAGAUUGUUUCCAGUUUUAAGACUACAACAUCAAGGGCAGUUUGCCAACUAGUGAAGGAAUAUGUUGGCCACAGGGAUGGAAUCUGGGAUGUGAGUGUUACAAGGACACAGCCGGUGGUGUUGGGGACCGCUUCUGCUGAUCACACAGCUUUAUUAUGGAGCAUAGAAACUGGGAAGUGCCUUGUCAAGUAUGCAGGUCAUGUUGGGUCAGUAAAUUCCAUAAAAUUUCAUCCUUCUGAGCAGGUAGCUCUUACUGCAUCUGGCGACCAGACAGCUCAUAUCUGGAGAUACAUGGUACAGCUACCAACACCUCAGCCUACUACAGAUACUAGUCAACAAAUGUCUGGAGAAGAUGAAGUGGAAUUUUCAGAUAAAGAUGAUGCGGAUGGUGAUGGAGAAGGUUCCAGUGAUUGCCCUACCAUCAGGGUUCCCUUAACAUCACUUAAAAGCCAUCAAGGAGUGGUAAUAGCAGCUGAUUGGUUGGUUGGAGGGAAGCAAGCAGUAACAGCCUCAUGGGAUAGAACAGCAAACCUAUAUGAUGUUGAGACAUCUGAGCUUGUUCAUUCUUUAACAGGGCAUGAUCAAGAGUUAACACAUUGUUGUACACAUCCCACCCAGCGUCUUGUAGUGACAUCGUCUCGUGAUACAACCUUUCGCCUUUGGGAUUUCAGAGAUCCUUCAAUCCAUUCUGUGAAUGUCUUUCAAGGUCAUACAGACACUGUGACCUCUGCUGUGUUUACUGUGGGGGACAAUGUUGUUUCAGGCAGUGAUGAUCGUACUGUAAAAGUAUGGGAUUUGAAAAAUAUGAGAUCCCCAAUUGCAACUAUCCGAACAGACUCUGCUAUAAACAGGAUUAACGUAUGUGUUGGUCAAAGAAUCAUUGCCCUUCCACAUGAUAACCGACAAGUUAGAUUAUUUGAUAUGUCAGGCGUACGAUUAGCAAGGCUCCCCCGAAGUAACAGACAGGGCCAUAGAAGAAUGGUGUGCUGCUCAGCUUGGAGCGAAGAUCAUCCAAUAUGCAACCUGUUUACUUGUGGGUUUGAUCGCCAGGCCAUUGGCUGGAACAUCAACAUCCCUGCUUUGCUACAAGAAAAAUAAGAUCUGUGGAUUCUCCACAAUUGUUUUUUUGCCAUAGACUUUUAACUCAUGCAGAUAUUUCUGCAUAUUGGUCUGCCAUUAUUGUGAGAAUUUAACCCUAAAAAGGGGGCUUUGUAAAUGUUGUUUCCACAUCGUGCCCAGUUUGCAUGAAAUGAACUGAAAAUGUGUGAUCAUUUUUCUUCCCUUGAUUUCCGCCUUGUGUAUUGACCUUUUAUAUACUGGCAUCCAUUGGUCAUUAGAAAUGAAGUUCACUUCCUAUGGAGCACAUAAAAUGCUCAUGAAUUAUUCCAUAUUUGAUACAUGAACAGUAGGGCAUUACAUUUCUGUGAAUUCAAUGUCGAUGUGAAAUCCAUAUACUCGUUGUCAGAUAGAUAGUGGUCUCUUGCAUUUUACAGAGAAAUCAUAAAUAUCUACUAUACUUUGAAAAGAUUGAAGGCCUGAAUUUGAGUUAAUGUAAAUUUCACUGGUAGUCACACAUUUCAUGUUUACUUCUUACAUGAAGUUUUGAUAUGUAGUGCUUCAGUGUAAUAAAGCUUCAAUGUUAAGUUUGAGUAUAGUUCUAUAAAAAUAGCAUGGAUUUGAGAAGUAAAAGUUUAGCAGCUUCUGGUAUGUAUGGAAUGUUGACUCAACAUUCAGAGGAAGUGUCUUUUUAAAAAGAAGUGUUUUCUGCCCUGUUAAUAUUAAGUCAUUUCAAUUUCAUAAGGUCUUGCACUAACUAAUAAUUCCAAAAUAGGAUUCUAAUCACUGAAAUACGUUGAAGCAAAAUUUAAAGCACUUUAGUUUAUAGCUGUGGUUAUAAACAGUUUAUAGAAGUUUCAGAUGACUUAUCCAAUGACUGUGACUUGACCUUUGUAAGAAGGACUUGCUACUUUUUGGUGACCUACCUGAAAACAAAACCUUUUUUAUGUUCUACACCUUCAGUUUGCAUCUUUAUAAAUAGGUCCACUUCCCUGGUGGCAUUUGAGAGCCAGCAAUGCGAAUACAUGAGUACUACCUCACAAAUGAAUGUUAUAAACUUUGAAUCUCACUGUGGCCUAGUUGAAGCACUUUUGGUUUAUAGCUGGAAUAUUGAAUUAAAAUCAUAAGGGAAGAAGACAAUCACACCAAAUGUAUCUUGAAUAUAAACAAUUUGCUAUUGGUUUGAUAAGGUUAUAACACAGGAAGAUAUUUGUAAGUUUGGAAGAUUCUUUUUUCUCAGACUAGUAGCUGAGACUAGAGCUAUUGCAGUACCUUACCAUAUUGCAGAGUGAGUGAUCCUAUUACUCUUGGCUUCUUUGAGAUCAGAAUGUCGUACUAAAAUUUAUAAGUAUUAUUUCUUAUUGACCUGCAGCCUUGCUUAAAAAAGGGAUCUUGGUAUACUGCCCUUCACAUUUGGACAGCCAUUUUUCUUUUAUUCAUGGUUUUCUCCCUUAUUUUUAGGUGAUGUGGGAGGGUGGUUCACAGUUUAUAACUGAUAUACCCAUUCAGUAAGGUGUGGAGCUAAUUGGAAAUAGAAGGCUCUUCAAAAGAGCUUAUCAUGAGUGAAAAGAAUGCGCCAUUUUUUGACACAAUAUAUAGAACAGUAGCUGAACUUAACAGAGUUAGAUUUUUGUGCAUUUAGAAUAAUUUUGCAGGGGUUGAUUAACAUUCAUUGGUUUAUUCAGGAAUCGGAAGAAAAUAAGGAGGGAACUCCUAAAAAGAGUGAGUUAAAAGUUAAAACAACAAAAGAAUAAUAUUGUAGAAAGCUGGGGUUUUUUGAUGAAGUGAUAAGAAGUAAAUAAACAUUAUUGCAGUAAAUUUUUCUUUGAAACUCAGAAGGCUUUGAUGUGUUUUCAAAUUUGAUAAUUUUUAUUAACUCAAAUACAGUUUGGGGAUUCCAGAGUUAGUUGCCACUAUAGUAAAUAAAAGCGCUCCAGGUUUCAGCUACUGCUUUCUGAAGAACAAUUUGCCAUAAUGCCUUGAUUCUGUUGAGGCAUUUGCUAUGACUUAUUUUUACCCUGUUAUGCAUUAACUUUUGGAAAAUUGAUAUUCAAAAUACCAUUUCCUGGCCCCUUUCUUGUAUAUUCAAAGGCCUGAGUAUUAUUAACUUGCUCUUGAAUGCUCAAUUACAGAGAUAGAUUUAUUGACUUGAUUUCUUUUAAUUUGGAAAUUCAGAUAUUUUGGAAUCACUGCUGGAAAUAUAAAUAUGCAUUUUACAGAUAUGUGUAUAUAUUAUACAUAUGCAUACAUUCAUACAUCAAUAUAUACACACAAAUAACUGAUUCAGUCUUUACAAACCAAGUUUUAGCCUGUUUUUGCUUAAUGUUUUUGAAGUCUUUAGAUUAAAAUACAUGACAUGAAGGCCAUUCAGAUCUAUGCAGACUAGUAUCCAUCACUGCCAGUGGCUGCUUACUUUUACCACAAACUAGAGGGGCCAAUCUCUGACCCCAGAAAUGAGUAUACAUACUCAUUUUCAUUGGGAGUAAAGUAAAUCCUCAAGGUGCUAGAGCUGAGUUCUCAGGAGCAGGCUAAUACUUACACCAUUAACCACUGUAUCAUCUUUUAACUUAAUUUUAUAUAAUAUCUAUUUGUGGCCAUAAAUGUUAUUUCCAGCAAGUCAGGUCGGCAGUUGGUGAUAAUGAAUUUUGGGGGGUUGAAAUUAAGUCAUGUUUCUAGCCACUCAUAGUACCAUUUGAAAUAGUGUUUGAAGAGCAAACUGUUUCAUGCUGAAUGCAGACAUGUCCAGAAUUUCAUUUAAUAAUGGAGGAAAGUAUAUAAGGGAAAAAUACGUAUUGGUGCAGAAUUUCACAGAAGAUACAUUGUUAGGCAAGGCAGUGGUCUUAUGUGGCUUUCUUUUUCUCUACCAGUGCAUAUCCCUUUUUUUACAGAUUCAAAAUCUGUACGUAUUUUGGAAUCUGAUGUAAAACAUUUGCUGCGUAAAUCUGUGAAUACAAAUUUCUUUUGGAAGAAAUAUGUAUUUCUAAGUGUUGUAUGAAUCUACUUGUUUUUUAUUUACUUUUACUGUGCUGAUUGUUUUUUUAAGUGUUUAGUGUCUUCAUUGAAAUUUGAAAUUCAUUAAAACAUCCAUGUUCUGUGAUUACUGUUUUUGAAGUUGUAUAUGAACUAUCUCAUAUUUUAUUACAGCAUUCCAUAUGUGUUUCAAAUAGUCUUGCAUUGGUCAGUUAACAGUUUCUGAAAAUAAUUUUUAUCAGGCCCAGAAGUUUUCCACAGCUGAAAUGAGAACAAGUUAGAUAAAAGUUAUUACUGCCAAUUUGAGUUUAAAAAAAAACUUUUAUAAUAGAAAAAAUGUAAAGUUCACCUUCUUGUUCACUUAAUGAGGUACCAAAACAAAUAAAUACAAAAUUAUUUCCAA